AUGUUGCGUGGAAGCGCUGCAAUGGCUAAACUCACCCCCCUUUUCUCCAUUCUCACCCAUCGCCCAUUUCUCUCUUCUUCCAAUUCUCAUUCUUACUCUCUCAAACACACCAUAAACCAUCCUGCUCUUCCCUUCACUACCUCCGCCAUCAACACUCUACCUCCAACACCCGAUGGAGCAAUUAUCAAGCUUUCAAUCAAAGCCAGACGAAAAGCCGCUAACGAAUCACCCGAGGGAGUUUUACAAAGAAAGCUCAACAAUUGCUCUAAAUCCGGUGAUGUUCUUCAAGCACUUCAUCUCUACGAUGAAGCUCGCAAUUCAGGUGUUCCCCUCAAUCUCCACCAUUACAAUAGAUUAUUAUACCUUUGUAGUGUUCAAUCUGGUGGUGAUGCUGCUCAUUUGGGUCUUCAGAGAGGGUUUGAGAUUUUUCAGCAGAUGUUGAAUGAUAAAGUUAUACCGAAUGAAGCUACUUUCACUAAUGCUGCUAGGGUGGCUGCUGCUAAGGAAGAUCCUGAAAUGGCUUUUGAGUUGUUGAAGCAAAUGAAGAGUGUUGAGAUUGCGCCCAAGUUGAGAUCUUAUAGUCCUGCUCUUUAUGGAUUUUGUAAGAGAGGGGAUGCGGCGAAGGCUUAUGAAGUUGAUGCUGAUAUGAUUGAGUCGGGUGUUAUGGCGGAGGAGCCUGAGCUUUGUGCGCUUUUGGAGGUGAGCGUUGAAACGAGGAAUGAAGAUAAGGUGUAUGAGAUAUUGCAUCGGUUGCGUGCGGUGGUUAGGCAGGUGUCUGAGUCGACUUUGAAGGUUGUUGAGGAUUGGUUUAAGUCUGAGUAUGCGGGGAAGAUUGGGAAGAGGGAAUGGGAGGAUGAGAAAAUAAGAGAAGGGUUUGUGAGGGGAGGUGGGGGAUGGCAUGGUCAGGGGUGGCUUGGAAGUGGGCAAUGGAAGGUUGUUCACACUCACGUGGAUGAGGAUGGAAUGUGUCUUUCGUGCAAUGAGAAGCUCGUGAGCAUUGAUAUUGAUACAAAAGAGACCGAAAACUUUGCUGAUUCGUUGACUAAAUUGGCUUGCGAGAAAGAACCUAUGGCCAAAUUUAAUCAUUUUCAGAAAUGGCUUGAGAAGAAUGGUCCAUUCGAUGCUGUUGUUGAUGGUGCAAAUGUAGGACUUGCCAACAUUGCUGAAUUCAGCUUUCGUCAGCUUAAUUAUGUUGUUCAACAAUUGCGUCAACUGAGCCCUUCAAAGAGGUUGCCACUUAUAAUUUUGCAUGUAAAUCGAGUAACUAGUGGUCCUGCUCGGAAUGCAAGUUACAAGAGACUUAUAGAAAAUUGGAAAAAUAGCGGUGUUCUUUAUGCUACUCCCCAAGGUUCCAAUGACGACUGGUACUGGUUAUAUGCUGCUGUUAGUUGUAACUGCUUACUUUUGACGAAUGACGAGAUGAGGGACCACUUGUUCCAACUAUUGGGUUCUAAUUUUUUCCCAAGGUGGAAAGAAAAGCACCAGGUUCGAGUAUCAGCCUCAAGUCGUGGAGUUUCCCUAAUUCUACCUCCUCGAUAUUCAAUAGUUAUUCAGGAAUCAGCCAAUGGAAGUUGGCAUGUGCCAACCGUAUCAAGUGAUGAUCCGGAUGUCCAAAGGAAAUGGCUGUGUGUCACUAGAUCCCAUAAAAACUUAUGA
Molecule: messenger RNA, 1656 nt
Organism: Lathyrus sativus (Indian pea)
Lineage: Eukaryota; Viridiplantae; Streptophyta; Magnoliopsida; Fabales; Fabaceae
Source: the annotation of a GenBank genome assembly